Messenger RNA from Naegleria lovaniensis, 1683 nucleotides. RefSeq lists its product as uncharacterized. The transcript has a single exon. The record is from RefSeq and is a predicted model, not a curated record. The coding region runs from base 1 to 1683 and encodes 560 amino acids. Gene Ontology annotation, molecular function: oxidoreductase activity. NCBI's taxonomy places the organism in Eukaryota, Heterolobosea, Eutetramitea, Acrasida, Naegleriidae.
AUGCAAGAAAUUUUCUCGUCAUCAUUUCUAUUAUACACAAGUCGUUUAUUGGAGGAAGAAAUAGUUGGAGUGGCUCUUAUUGUCAUGAUCCUUGUUCUUGCGGCAAUGGUAUUAUAUAUUGUUUUGAGUGAAUAUUUAACUCGGAGACAAAUUCUUGAGACAAGUUGUCGUUUCAUUCGACACAAAGCUUCAUCGGCCUUUCUUGGAGCAACAAUAUCCUUCGAAUCAACAUCAACGCCACAUGUCAUUAUUGGUGGUGGUAUUGCAGGACUAUUAUGUGCAUGUAUUUGCAAAAGCUUUUCAAUUCCAUUCAAACUUUAUGAAAAAGAUUCACAACGAACAGGUGGAUUAUUGGGAACCUUUCAAAUGAUGAUGACGAAUACAAAUAAUGGUAGAGAGGAAAUUAUUGGAAUUGCAGAACAGGCUGCCAAUGGAAUAUUAUGGUCUCAGGAAGUAGAAUAUUUAUUGACCAAAAUUGGAAUUUCUGAUUUGAAUGAGAAACCUGUCAAUGUUGACAACACAUCAUCUCCUAUAUUAAUAACUCCAAAGAAAACAGCCAAAGCAAGAUAUUUCUAUAGAAAUGGAUCUAUUUCUCAACUUCCUUUGACACUUUGGGAAAUAUUGUACGUAUUGUGUUGGAGAAUGUGGAGAUUGCCUUUAAGAACUGGAAAGAAAUCACUUUUUGACACGUUGGAGGAAUUUUUCAUAUUUUACAUGGGAGAAACUGUCACGAGACAAAUCUUAGAACCAGCAUUCAGUGGAAUUUAUGGAACUACAUUGAAUAACCUUUCAUUUGAAGGUACAAUGGUAUUAUUUCCCAAAUUGAUGGAACAUUCGGUAUCUCUUCCUCUUGCUAUUGUGAAAUAUUCAUUGAGAAAUUUAUGGAAUAGAUGUGUUGAAAAGAAACACGACACAAAGAAAACUCAAAACAAAGUAGGAACCACACAUAGCUUUAAAUUUGGAAUGCAACAAUUCAUAGAUGCUCUUCAAAAUUAUGUGGGACAAGAACAUAUCAUUUUAGGGAAAACCAUUGACAAUCUCUGUGAAUUUGAUUUACAAAAUUCUAAAAUCAUUCUUACAACUCCUGCCUAUGAAACAUGUAGGAUUUUAAAUAAUACAUUCAUGACACUUCAUGAGAAUUCUGACAAAUUUGAAGAAUGGCAACAGCAAAUCAUAGACUAUUUAUCUUCCAUACGUUAUACCCCAAUAAUGACAUGCACUGUCAUUGUGAAAAAGAGCGUAUUUCAAAAAUGGAAACCUGGUUUUGGAUGUUUAAUUCCAAGAAAUGAAGGCCUGUCCAUCAUGGGCGUCCUUUUCAAUUCUGAAAUUUUUGAAGAUCGAGUGCUCGAUGAAGCAACCAGUGUGAGUAUGACAGCCAUUCUUCAAGACACGGAUCCUAAUGUCACCGAUGAAAAUAUCCAACAACGAGUUAUUUCUGAACUCGGUCAAUUGUUUUGUGAACAUGGACAUGGGACCAUUCAAAGAAUAUCUCAAAUGAAAUUGUUUCGAUGGAAACAUGGUUUGCCACAAUAUUCUCCCUCUCUACAAGUUGCACGACAUGGCAUUGAUAGAUGGUUAAGACACAUGUGUCCUAAUUUGACAUUGUUUGGAAAUUAUACGGGACAGAUAUCAAUAAGAGGUAUGAUUACAGAAGCUGUGAAACAAAUGUUGAAGGAACAAUGA